UAAGAGAUCUAACUUUACACCAGUCAUCGGCAGUAUUUGUUCCCGUGGCCCGCAGCUUUGGUCGACAAUCUCCCGAUUGAAAGUUUGUUGCGACGUUGGUGUCGCCUAGAUAAUCGGGGAUAUCUGUGGUUCAAAGUGAGAGUGCGGGGAUUCGGUGCGAAAGCAAAACCAGAAAUUGUAAAUUCUCGGAUUUCUUGAAUCGAAGAGUCCCGAAUGCCCCGCUGAGGAAUUAUGUCGGAUACUGGCGCAGGAUUACGAUCGGUCACACGUCAAGUCAGCUGACAUAUUGCGCCCUGCUACACCGCAACAGCUCUUGGGUUCCUCGGAUUGAAGUAAUAUCGAGCGCUCGAGCGCAACAUCCGACACACAAAGAGCAACAAAGACAGGGAACUCACACAUAUACAAACACAAAUACAAAGAUAGAGAAAGGGAGAGCUAUUUGGUAACGUUUCGUUUUAGUCUUUUCGUGACAAAAUCAUCAACAGACAAAAAGCUCGUACGUAAAACUCGCAGCUUAGUGGUUUGUCGAGCCGUUAGUGCUCGAAUCGAACGAGAUACGAGAGGAAUCGAGGUUCGACCAGUGGCUAUCGAUGGCACGUCGCCUAACGUCGCGAUAAGGAUACGAGAAACCCCACUUAAAUGCCUCGAACGUAUUCUUACUCCAUGUUGUGCGUUGGUUGCGACACGACUGCGUGUUGGAAAGUGAAUACAUGGUGACACACGGUCAUCACGGAGCAAUCAGAGAGCGAGCCGUGGCCAGAGACACUUACUUAUCUGCCGUUCAGCUGACUGCGACUACUCGAUACUCAUCGAGUAAUUGCAAUUAGAAUAAAAGAAGAGAAAUAUUGCGGUUCCGCCAAAAUAAACUGUCAAAAUGGAAAGGGAAUCGAAUCCUAUGCAAGCUUUGUGCCGCAGUGGCUGUGGAUUCUAUGGCUCGCCAGCCACGGAUGGCCUCUGUUCGCUUUGUUACAAGGAGAACUUGAAAAAGAAGCAACAACCACCCGUCUCCGCCGCCACUGUCACAACGUCACAGACCGUCUCUGGUAACGCUGGCACGUUGCAGGGCGGUUUUGGUAGUCCGGCUGCUACAGGAACCACAGCCCAACCUACCAUUCCUACCAUACCUCAACCAAUGACGGAUCUGCCCAACCCCAAAGAAAUUAACAGAGAAGACCAGGAGAGCGAAGUAGGCGUAAGCAGCGGAGCAGUAGCUGAGGGAUCAGUGAGUAGUGGGGAUGCAGAUGACUGCUUCGAUGGAAAAGAGACUGAUAAAGAAUCUAAGAAGAAGAAAAAUCGUUGCGCAGUGUGUCGCAAAAAAGUUGGUUUAACCGGGUUCGAGUGCCGUUGUGGAGGACUGUUCUGCUCUGUGCAUCGAUACAGUGACAAGCACGAUUGCAAGUUCGAUUACAAAGAAAUGGGGGCCCAAGAGAUUCGGCGUAAUAAUCCGGUGGUUGUUGGUGAAAAAGUGCAAAAAAUUUGAACUAUUUAGUGCGUAGUCGUUGGGAAAAUGGUUAUAUAACUAUAUAAACAAAACAGAAUAUUAAAAAAAAAAACGGCGGAAAACGAGAAUAAAUUAUCUGGCAGCUGAUAAUAUAUCGAGGGGGGAAAGGCGAGAGAGAGAGGGAGUGCGUGAGGGGGAGAGAAUGAAUAAAUAAAAUAAUUGGAGACGAUAUUUCCUUGGGACAAACGGUAACAGAAAAAUAAAAUACAAAAUAGAGAGAAAUUCAGAGUGUGUGUAUAAAAGGAGAGUGGGGGGUUUAAAAAACUGAUUUUGGAUGCCAGUGCCAUUUGUCAGAGUUUUUUAAACCGAGAGAAAAAACAUGCUGAAACAAUGAUUUUUGGUUUCUAAUUGCUGCCAGCUAACUACUAUUACCUAUUAUUAAUAUCUACGAUUAUUACGGUUUAAUUAUUAUUAUUCUAUGUUAUGUUUAUUAAUUUACUUAAAAAGCAAAAUUCCAAUUCGAAGCUUUUGUUUUUGUUUUUGUUUUUUUUUUCCCCGAAACUAAAACCGAAGGAUUCUUGGUCGCAUGGGUCGGGGUGGGGGCGCGCGCGCGCGCGAGAGAGCGAGAGAGAGAGAGAGAGAGAGAGAGAGAGAGAGAGAGAGAGAGAGAUAUUUCUGUUUCGUUCGUGUUAUCCAAAAGAUUAAAUGGAAUAAAAAGGAAAAAAAAUAAUGGGAAUGUUGCUUAGGUAGUGGCUGACGUUGAUGGGUGAUCACAAUCCUAGGUUUAAAUGAUUAGUCUAAUAAUGAUUAAGUAAUAUUAGUCCUAUUGAUUCAUAAAAUAAUGCAAAUGAAGUAUAAAGUAGUACUGUGUGUUUAUGUCCAAUUUCACGUGAAUAUAACCAGCAUUAUUCCUCAUUAAAAGUAUGUUUCAAAUUAUUAUUGGAAAUCCAUUAUUUACGGCCGAUUUUUCGCAGAAAUAAUUCGUCCGCAAGAAAGUUAAAACCCUUUUUCAUUCUCUGAUUCCCUUUAGGGUUUCAGUUGGACGGGGAUUACUUUUGUCCGAAAAUAUAAUCGAUUCUUGAGUUUUUUUAAUUGAUUUCUUAAAUAUGCGACUGCACCGUAGGCAAAUGAAGAAAAAAA
Colletes gigas is the source of this 2581-nucleotide messenger RNA. RefSeq names its product AN1-type zinc finger protein 5 (gene drn). The transcript is spliced from 5 exons. Gene Ontology annotation, molecular function: DNA binding; zinc ion binding. NCBI's taxonomy places the organism in Eukaryota, Metazoa, Arthropoda, Insecta, Hymenoptera, Colletidae. The record is from RefSeq and is a predicted model, not a curated record. Bases 875 to 1480 code for a protein of 201 amino acids.